CAGUCCCGGACGGAAGUUACACAAGUACACUUAGUUUCAGUUUUGUUUCUCUUUCAAGCUACCAGUCACAGGAGCGCCCGGGCCUUGGGGUACCCCUCGCAGUCCUGGAGGCCAGGGUCAGCUCUGCUAGCAUGGUUUCCCAGGGCUCUCCACCCUCCCUGCUGGAGGCCCUGAGCAGUGACUUCCUGGCCUGCAAGAUCUGUCUGGAGCAGCUGCGGUCGCCCAAAACACUGCCCUGCCUGCACACCUACUGCCAGGACUGCCUGGGCCAGCUGGCCAAGGGUGGCCAUGUCCGCUGCCCCGAGUGCCGCGAGACUGUGCCUGUGCCGCCGGCAGGUGUGGCAGCCUUCAAAACCAACUUCUUUGUGAACGGGCUCCUGGAUCUGGUGAAAGCCCGGGCUUGCGGAGACCUGCGUGCUGGGAAACCAGCCUGUGCUCUCUGCCCCCUAGUGGGGGGCACCAGCACCGGGGGACCAGCCACAGCCCGGUGCCUGGACUGUGCCGACGACUUGUGCCAGGCCUGUGCAGAUGGGCACCGCUGCACUCGCCAGACGCACAGCCACCGAGUAGUGGACCUGGUGGGCUACAGGGCGGGCUGGUACGACGAGGAGGCCCGGGAGCGCCAGGCAGCCCAGUGCCCGAAGCACCCGGGGGAGGCACUGCGCUUCCUGUGCCAGCCCUGCUCCCAGCUGCUGUGCCGAGAGUGCCGCCUGGACCCCCACCUGGACCACCCAUGCCUGCCCCUGGCUGAGGCAGUGCGUGCCCGGAGGCCGGGCCUUGAGGAGCUCCUGGCAGGUGUGGACAACAACCUGGUAGAACUGGAGGCUGCCCGGAUGAUGCAAAAGGAAGCUUUGACUCAGCUGCGGGAGCAGGCAGCCAGGGUGGGGAUGCAAGUGGAGGAGGCAGCCGAGGGGGUCCUCCGGACUCUCCUGGCCCAGAAGCAGGAGGUGCUGGGGCAGCUGCGGGCCCAUGUGGAGGCUGCUGAGGAGGCUUCUCGGGAAAGGCUGGCAGAGCUAGAGGGCCGGGAGCAGGUGACCAGAGCAGCAGCUGCCUUUGCCCGUCGGGUGCUCAGCCUAGGUCGCGAGGCCGAGAUACUCUCACUGGAGGGGGCCAUCACCCAGAGGCUCCGGCAACUACAGGACUGCCCUGGGAUGCCGGGGCCAGCCCCCUGCCUGCUGCCCCAGCUGGAGCUCCAUCCUGGGCUCCUGGACAAGGACUGCUACCUGCUUCAGCUCUCCUUCAAGGAGCAGCAGCCGCAGAGGGACAGUGGGAAGGAUGGAGCUGGUCCCCAGAGAGGGGAUGAAGCCCAUAGCCAGAGGGAGGAGGGAGCCAAGAUGGAGAGGCAGAGCAGAGUCCAGCCCCAGUGCAGGGACAAAGCCCAGAUGCCAAAAGAGGACAGAGCCCAGAUAGCUGAAGAAGAUAGAACCCAGGCCCCCAAUGAGGAUAAAGCCGAGGUGUCCCAAAAAGAUGGAACCGAGACCCCAAAAGAAGAGAGAGCCCAGACGCCCCAAGAAAAUGGAGGAGCCCAGCUGCAAAAGGGUGGCAGAACCAACAAGAAAAGAAAGUUCAAAGGCAGGUUGAAGUCGAUCUCCCGGGAGCCCAGCCCAGCACCUGGGCCAAACCUGGAAGGCUCUGGCCUCCUCCCUAGGCCCAUCUUUUCCUGCAGCUUCCCCACACGGAUGCCUGGAGAUAAGCGAUCCCCCCGGAUCACUGGGCUCUGUCCCUUUGGUCCCCGGGAAAUCCUGGUGGCCGAUGAGCAGAACAGAGCGCUGAAACGCUUCUCCCUCAACGGUGACUACAAGGGCACGGUGCCAGUGCCGGAAGGCUGCUCCCCGUGCAGUGUGGCCGCCCUGCAGGGUGCGGUGGCCUUCUCAGCAUGUGCACGGCUCUAUCUCAUCAGCUCAGAUGGCGAGGUGCAGUGGCGCCGAGCCCUGAGCCUCUCCCAGGCAAGCCACGCUGUGGCUGCGCUGCCGAGCAGGGACCGGGUGGCUGUUAGCGUGGCGGGUCAUGUGGAAGUGUACAACAUGGAAGGCAGCCUGGCCACUCGGUUCAUCCCUGGGGGCAAGGCCAACAGGGGCCUGCGGGCACUGGUGUUCCUGACCACUAGCCCCCAGGGCAAUUUCGUGGGGUCAGAUUGGCAGCAGAACAGCGUGGUGGUGUGCGAUGGGCUGGGCCAGGUGAUUGGGGAGUACAGCGGGCCAGGGCUGCAUGGUUGCCAGCCAGGCUCCGUGUCCGUGGACAAGAAAGGCUACAUCUUUCUGACCCUUCGAGAGGUCAACAAGGUGGUGAUCCUGGACCCCAAGGGGUCACUUUUGGGUGACUUCCUGACGGCCUACCAUGGCCUGGAAAAGCCCAGAGUGACCACCAUGGUGGAUGGCAGGUACUUGGUCGUGUCCCUCAGUAAUGGGACCAUCCACAUCUUUCGGGUUCGUUCUCCUGACAGUUAAAGGGACUGGGACAGGUGUGGGUGGGGAAGGGGAGGGCAGGAGGGAAGCGUAGCUGCCACGGGAUGUGGUAGCAUCUUCAUGGGAACCUAAGGGCAUUUUUCUGUAGGGCAGGGACUGGCAACUUUUCAGUGGGGAAUACCAAACUUCUAGCCCUCUUCUGGUGUACAGAGAGGGACCCGAGGGUGACGGCAUGGCCAUAACUCUCAGAAGCAGAGUAGGGGCUGGAGGGGCGCAGGGAUUCAUCAGCCUCGUGGAUUUUAUGGGUGACCACUACUGCCAUUGAUUCUGCUCUGUACUUUAGGGUUCUGAGAUUUAUAAACUUGACCCGAUUCGCAUUC
Molecule: messenger RNA, 2785 nt
Organism: Tupaia belangeri chinensis (Chinese tree shrew)
Lineage: Eukaryota; Metazoa; Chordata; Mammalia; Scandentia; Tupaiidae
Gene: TRIM56
Product: tripartite motif containing 56
Exons: 2
Coding region: 132-2447 (771 amino acids)
Biological process (GO): innate immune response; positive regulation of type I interferon-mediated signaling pathway
Cellular component (GO): nucleoplasm
Molecular function (GO): zinc ion binding; ubiquitin protein ligase activity
Source: RefSeq, a predicted model, not a curated record